This is a messenger RNA of Symbiodinium sp. CCMP2456, 399 nucleotides long. NCBI's taxonomy places the organism in Eukaryota, Dinophyceae, Suessiales, Symbiodiniaceae. The record is from the annotation of a GenBank genome assembly.
AUGGGAUUCGGAGAUGCAAGUGCCAAAGACAAGAAGGCGGCCGCGGCAAAGCAAAAGGACGAGGCCGCAAAGGCUGCAGCCGAAGACGCGGCGUGGGCGGAAACUGACAAAGGCAACCUGAAGAAGGCGGCCAGGGCCGCCGACGCCGCAGCGAAGGCAGAUGCCAAGCUUGCAGCAAAAGCAGAGCUUAAAGAGCUGGAGAAAGCGGACGAGGAGGCCAACAACGGCAUGAAGGGGGCCAACAAGAAAGCAGGCGGCUACGGCAAGGUGACACAAGCCGAGAUCGCCAGAAGACAGGCCUUGAUGGCAGUCGCUGCCAAGGCGAACCCCAAGAAGCAAGCUAAGAAGACGGAGGUUGUACCUCAGCCUAAGCUGGAGGCGAACACCAACCGCAUGGAG